Nasonia vitripennis (jewel wasp) is the source of this 6915-nucleotide messenger RNA. It is a transcript of the gene iav, whose product is annotated as inactive. Gene Ontology annotation, cellular component: membrane. The record is from RefSeq and is a predicted model, not a curated record. Gene Ontology annotation, biological process: calcium ion import across plasma membrane. The transcript has 13 exons. Lineage: Eukaryota; Metazoa; Arthropoda; Insecta; Hymenoptera; Pteromalidae. Gene Ontology annotation, molecular function: calcium channel activity; protein binding. Bases 2096 to 5491 code for a protein of 1131 amino acids.
UCCUUUCUUGGAUUGUGCUCUAUAGUAUAGUUCGAAGUUUCGCUCUUCUUUUGUAGCCUAUUAUUCCCGCACAAAAUCGUCGAACAUGCGAUGCCACUGAAUUUCGAUAAAAUAUAACUAUUCAGUUCGUUGAAUUAUUCCCCAGCCAGACGUAUCAAUCCGCUUUACAUCCGCGCAAAAAAUACCACAUCGCACAAUAAUUUCCAUCAACUUCAUCCGCAAACAAUUACUCUUCAAAAUAAAACUCUCUCUCCCUCGCGAUACCAAACAACCUGAUCAAAUCCACGGCAACGCUCCAGCGAAUCCUCUUACAGGUCGUCGCAUGCACACACUGCGAGCAUUACAGUAUCCAUCUCCGCGGCUGUAUAUCGACAGGCGCAAUUAAUUCCUUUGUCCGUCGCGCGCUCUGCGCCUAGCAUUAGCCAUCGACUCGAAAAAAAAAAAAAAUAGAAUACACCUCCAUCGGUAACAAUGGCAGCGGAAAUUUAUCGAUCAAUCAUCUCUCGCUGUCCAAAAAUCGUCACUGUGACUGACAAUACCGUCAAAAGGGCUGCACGCGCACAGCUAAGCCGAAGAGGGAAGGAAAAAAAGUCCACGAAAUCUGGGCUACCGCGCUUCGAACUAUCGCGAACGAUGUUAAGGUCAGUAAGUGCCGGUGAAAGUGGAGCAGAGGCGCUGCAUGUACGUCUAUGUGCAUAUAGGCAGACAGAGAGGCGCAGCAGAAAAGAAUAGGAAGAAUAAGCGAGUAGCAGCAUAGGAGACGGAAGGACGAUAUAUAAGACUCUCGUCCCGACCAUUGAGCGUAUCGUAUGCCUUGUAUAUGCGGGCGAUACAGUAUAGCUCACUUCUCACCCAGUGACCCCAUGGUGUCAGCCGCGGUACCAGGCACGGCUUAUGGAUUGGCCGGAACGCCUCGGGGGUGGGUUAGCUCCGUUGCUAUAGAGAAGCUUUAGUCACGAGUCAAGCUGCCGAUUUUCGGGCAGCAGCGGCGGCAGUACGGCUGCUGCUCCUGCACUCUGUGUCGCUAUACACCUGCCAUGCCGUCGUCGUCGGGGCUUUGCUCGACGUGGACGAUGGUCAGCUGAUGAUUAUAACGCGCCUCGAAAGUUCGCGGACUCGUAUGCCGAGAUUGGCGCAUGCGCUCCGGGAAGGACAAUGCGGAUGUGCUGUGCGAACAAGGUGUAUUAUAACGGAUUGCGCUGCUGUUGACCUCGUGUCUGUGAUACAUCGUACAGUGUGCGCUGGCUUCUGUGGUGUUUUAAUGGUGUUUUAUCAUCGACGGUUUAUCGCUGCGGUGUGUCUGUGCGCACUGAUGGUUGGUCGAGUAUACAGGUUUGAUCGUUCGCGUUGCGCGAAUUGUAACGCUCCGCGGAAUUCCGGUGAAUUGGAUCGCGCUGAUGCAUAGAUUAUAGCGAAGGUCUCGGGUUGCCGCAUCGAAUCCGAGAUUGGCACUUUAACCCUUUCGAAGAACGACGCUCGUGAUGCUGCGUAACUCUUCGGCAAACGCUGAUCGAUGUUAAAUCGUUAAUUAUUACAAAUACAGGGAAUAACAGCUUAUGAAUCCGUACACGUCGAAAUUCGUUACAUAAUGCAAAAGCGAGUUACUCGAGGCACUAGCAUGGCUAUCAUCCAUUGCGCGGAGCGAUUAAUUUUCGAGAAUCGCGAAUCGAUAUCAGGCCGAGUGCACUGUUCGGAAUUAGAUAUUUAGCAUUUAACGACGUAUUAACAUUACAUGCUCGUAUUUACGCAUUAGCUGCUCGAAUAUGCACCUCACGCCGAAGAGAGAGAGAGAGAGAGAGAGAGAGAGAGAGAGAGGACAUGAUCGGCUUCCCAUAUUUUAUUAAUCUUUUCGGGUAUGCGUAUCACGAUUAUUGAAAUUUUGAAUAACGCGCUGCACACCCGAGCUCGCGAAAUUACUACGUAGAUCAAACGUGUAUACGAACCAAUCGUCAGUCCAACGUAUAACAUCCCGCAGAGAGAGAGAGAGAGAGUGAACGAGUCUCCAUGAAGUUCCAGGGCAGGCAGUAGAAUUAACGAAAAAAUAAAAUAAAUAAAUCGGCGCCAAGUGUAUCGAGAGGCCGGCGCUGAUGUCUGAAUGGGUGGGGCAUGCUCCUGUCAGGGUCGAGACAGCCAGGUCAAUGCUGGCUCGAUCCUCGAUCGCGUGAUCAGCCAGGCGAGCGACGAGGACCAAUGUCUGCUCUACCGGCUGGCCAACUACAAGAAGGGCGGCGAGCUGAUCGAGGCCUACAACCAGGGCGGUCAAGCCGAGGUCGAGCGUCUGAUCCGCGAGCAGUUCGGCAUCCUCAUGUACGCCGACGGCAAGGGUCAGACGAUCAACCGGGCAGAGUACCUCCGCUGGAAGUUCCGGGACCUGGACCAGGUCAUCCUGCCGAUCGAGGCGUCCCUCUCGCGCUUCGAUCCCUUGGCCCAGUGGUCGGAUCACGAGGCCUGCUGGCAGAUGCAGUACCGCGGCUCGCUGGGAGAGACGCUGCUCCACGUGCUCAUUAUCUGCGACACCCGCACCCACACCCGGAUCGCGAGGACGCUGCUCAAGUGCUUCCCCAGACUGGCCAUAGACGUGGUCGAGGGAGAGGAGUACCUCGGCGCGAGCGCGCUGCACCUGGCCAUAGCCUACGCUAACAACGAGCUGGUCCAGGAUCUCGUCGAGGCCGGGGCCAUAGUGUCGCAGCGGGCCAUAGGAAGCUUCUUCCUGCCGAGGGACCAGCAGAGGCCCCGACCGGCUAAGAGCACCGACUACGAGGGACUGGCCUAUCUCGGCGAGUACCCGCUCGCCUGGGCGGCCUGCUGCGCCAACGAGAGCGUCUACAACCUGCUCCUCGACUCGGGAGCCCACCCCGACGAGCAGGACACCUUCGGCAACAGCAUCCUCCACAUGGUCGUCGUCUGCGACAAGCUGGACAUGUUCGGCUACGCUCUGCGUCACCCGAAGCUACCAGCGAGCAACGGCAUAGCUAACGCAGCCGGCCUGACCCCGCUGACACUCGCCUGCCAGCUGGGACGUGCCGAAGUCUUCCGCGAGAUGCUCGAGCUCUCCGCCCGGGAGUUCUGGCGAUACAGUAAUAUCACUUGCUCGGCGUAUCCGCUCAACGCACUCGACACGCUGCUGCCCGACGGAAGGACGAAUUGGAACUCGGCCCUGUUCAUCAUUCUCAACGGUACGAAGGAGGAGCACCUGGACAUGCUGGACGGCGGCAUCAUACAGCGGCUGCUGGAAGAGAAGUGGAAGACCUUCGCUCGGCUGCAGUUCUUGAAGCGGCUCGUAAUCCUCGUCUUUCACCUGGUGUCGCUGUCGCUGGCCGUUUACUUUCGGCCCGCGGACACUGACGCCGAGUUGGCCCAGUGGCCCGAGGAGAUCACCGACGUCGUCAGAGUCAUCGCCGAGUGCGUCACCGUCCUCGGCGUCUUGGGUUACAUUCUACUCCAGCUCGGAGGGGAGAUCGUCAACAUCGGCUUCUUCUCCUUUUUCAAACAGCUGAGCCACGAACCUGCCAAGUUCAUAUUUCUCAUCAGCAACCUCCUGAUUCUGGCCUGCAUCCCGUGCAGACUGUCCGGCGACCGACACACCGAGGACGCCAUUCUCGUGGUCGCCGUUCCGGGCUCCUGGUUUCUCCUGAUGUUUUUCGCCGGGGCAGUACGUCUGACCGGACCCUUCGUCACGAUGGUCUAUAGCAUGAUACUCGGCGACAUGCGGACUUUUGGCAUCAUCUACAUGAUCGUCAUCUGCGGCUUCACCCAGGCGUUCUACUUCCUCUACAAGGGCUACCCGGGAGUGAAGACGACCCUCUUCCAUUCCUACCCCUCGACGUGGAUGGCGCUAUUUCAGAUAACUCUCGGCGAUUACAGCUACUCGGACCUCAGCAUGACGACCUACCCCAAUCUCAGCAAAGCGGUCUUCACCAUCUUCAUGGUCCUCGUGCCGAUCCUCCUGCUCAAUAUGCUGAUAGCCAUGAUGGGAAACACGUACGCGCACGUGAUCGAGCAGAGCGAGAAAGAAUGGAUGAAACAGUGGGCGAAAAUCGUGGUUUCGCUGGAACGAGCUGUGUCGCAGGACGACGCGCACAAUUACCUCCAGGAGUACAGCAUAAAAUUGGGCCCAGGAGACGACCCGAACGAUCCAGCCUCGGAGCAACGGGGCGUCAUGGUCAUAAAGAGCAAAUCGAAGACUCGGGCUCGUCAGCGGAAAGGCGCCGUUGCUAAUUGGAAGAGAGUCGGAAAGGUAACGAUCGCCGAGCUGAAAAAGCGUGGCAUGACCGGGGAGGAGCUUCGUCGCAUCAUGUGGGGCCGAGCGUCCUUUUCCACGCCGGUCAGGUCCAGCCCGAUCCUGAUGGAGCCGGUGUCAUCAGUGCCAGGCGGUUUCGGCGACGCCCUGACGUCAGCCCUCGACGUUAUGACUUUCGCCGCCGAUGUGCCGGUGCCCAUUGAGGGUAGUAUACCCAAGCCAGUCGCCGUCGCCCCGGGCCAACAGCCGACUACAACACUUGCACUACCCAAUGGAGCUGCGAAACCUCAACAGCCGAUGAUGACAACGUCGACGACAACGACGACGAUCACGACGACAGUGCAGAAGACUCUCGUUACCGGCACUGCUACAACACCGGCGGUGGGCGUUACGAAGACCGUCGCGGUUCCAGCGGCGACCACCGUCAGCACCACAACGACUCGAGCAUCAGCAUCAGCAGUGCCCCCCACAGUUCGGCCGUCAGAGCUCGGUCCAGCCUCGGCCCCUUGCAGCGCCGACCCACUGCUGGAGUUGAUGCUCGCGACGGAGGAUCCAGGCUCGUCGGAGGAGACUCUGCAGCGUCUGGCGCACUCGGCCCGGAUCGUGGGCGAGAGCGCCACCACCAGCGCCAAGUCCGAUAUCGAUUCGAGCUUCCUCGAGAGGCUUGCGCUCGGAGGUCUCGGACUCGCCGCGAUGCCCGAACAGCCUGACAAGCCCGUCGAGCCCAAGAAGAAGCAGUAUCUCGUCGAGUCCAGCGAUAACGAUAUCUGUGCGAACGACGGUCAGCUGGGAACGGAGGCUCGACUGCGGCGCAUCAGGUCGGCCAGUAGCCGGCUAGCCCCGACGACGACGACGUCGACGUCGCGACGGAAGUCCGGCCAGCAGAAGCAGCAACGCGAAGCCAGGGACGACGAGAGCACCUCGUCCGCCGCUUCGCUCGACAACAUUUCCGGCUACCAGCCGCUCCUGAACGAGCCGGACACCACCGCGGACCAGCCUGCCACGGGAACAGAGGACAAUAAGCCGGCCAACGGCAGGAACCUACGCAAGAGACCCAAGACCGCGAGGAAUCGAGUAUCGCCGAAGGAGACAAACGAGAUUACGGAGAAGACGUCGUCGGAGUGUAACAAGCCAGUUCCUCCGGGAUCGCCGCCUCCCUCGGCCGAUCCGCUCGAGCCCUGGAGCACGCGCGACAUCAAAGACAUGAACGCGAUACUAGCCUGGAAGGAGCCCGGCCCGGACAGCCCUUGAUCUUCCUGCCGCUCGUUGUCUCUCUCUCUCUCUCUCUCUCUCUCUCUCUCUCUCUCUCUCUCUCUGCCGAAUCGAACGAGAAGCCUCUCUCCUAUUGUUCGCCAGAGAGAGAGAGAGAGAGAGAGAGAGAGAGAGAGAGAGAGAGAGAGAGAGACGCGACGUCGUCGCCCAACUCAAUCUUCUGGGAAUACGGAUUCUGAUGAGAUUUUUUUUCUCUCUAUUCCUCUCGCACAAACGUCAGGCGUUAUAGAAUCAGAGGUCAAGGCUCUUGUAUACAUACUCUCGCGGAAAAUCGACGUGUGCGAUGAGUUUUCGACGACUAUAUGUAUUGGGAGUGAUUGCUAUGGAGAUUUGUAUGCUGAAACUGUAAUAGUGGACUUUUGUAUACGACUUAGAGAAUUGUUUCUUUGUAAAUAUUACAUCGUAACCGCGUAUCGAGCACCUCGACGAUUAAUCAUGUUAUUUUUUGAAGGACAAAUCGAAAAAGAACAAAAUCGCCAUUCCUCACCCGCACACCUCGCUAUCUCUCUAACCUCUCCGCCCCCCCCCCCCCGCCCUUCUUCCCUCUCUAUCUCCGAACGAGCUUUUUUCUCCGCCCGCGCAGGAUAUAUAGCGUGUUUUAAUUAUCCCAUUUAUUAAAGGGCCGAGCGAGAUUUUUUCGGCCCCGUCGCGCGCACUGCAUUCAUUAUCCAUCCCCGCGUACGGUAGCAGUGGCUCUGUGUGUGUUUUCAAUCCGGAUUUUUUAAUUACUUUCGUUUAUUAUUUAUACCUGCGAGCUCUCGCAUAUUGCCCUCGCGCGCGAUUUUUCACGCGGCUACGCGUAAUUGAGCGCCGCGCUUUUUCCCGUUUUGGCUCUCUCGAGGUGCUACUGGUGCGUAUGUGUCGCGUUGGUUUUUUUGAUAUAACCCUAUGUAUGAGUAUAAUACACGCGGAGAUUUGUAUUAGCCUCUAAGAUCGAUUAGCGCCGCCGUCGCGCGUGUUUAAGCGCGAGAGAUGCGUAAUGAAGAUUGUAAAUAAAUUUAGAUAAGGUUAUACGCUAUGUACGAGCGAGCGCGUCGUUACCCUAAUGGUAUUUAAAUUUGAUUUAGACGCGAUAAUCCCGCGACAUUUAUGAAUAAUAAAGCAUCGUCGCGCUCGCUCUCGCGGAGUAUACGCAACUUUGUAAAAUUCAAUUUAAAAUUUCCCGCGCGCGCUUCGCUUGUGUUUACUAUCUCCUGCCGGUGCGUCCUUUCGUAUAAACUAGUGUAUUGAUUCUCGAGAUUGUAAUCGAUCCCGCGAGCGCUUAAGUGAUGAAAACGCACUCGAGCCGAUUGCUAUUACUGAAAGUUGGCGACGAUUUUCCGAUUCGCGACGAUACCACGACGUGUUCAUUGGAGAGUAUUGUACGGUCGAGGGAUUAAAUAAAUAUGAUGUUGAAAAAUUUA